Messenger RNA from Plasmodium cynomolgi strain B, 759 nucleotides. RefSeq lists its product as hypothetical. Lineage: Eukaryota; Apicomplexa; Aconoidasida; Haemosporida; Plasmodiidae. The record is from RefSeq and is a predicted model, not a curated record. Bases 1 to 759 code for a protein of 252 amino acids. The transcript has 2 exons.
AUGAGGUACUUGAAAAGGUGCAAGAUAUUCUGCUGCGUGUACCUUUUGGUGGCAGGGAUCGGAACACUGGCCUUGAGAAAGACCAAAGUUGAUGGGGGUGCCAUAGGCAUACAAGGGAAAGCAAAAGGGGGAGACAUGCAGAAGGCGAAUGGGGAGGACGUGAAGAAAAAUGGAACGGAGAGCAACCAAACAACUGCCAAUGCGUGUAGUGGUAAUUACAACAAAAGUGACGAAUGGGGGGGGUGCCCAGUGGACGCAUCAACAGCAGGUGGAGUAGAACAGAAGGAAAAGAAGCAAAACGAGGAGAAGGUGCAAAACGUGGAGACGGUGCAAAACGAGGCUUCGAAUGGGAAAAGCUUUCUGGACAGUGUCGUGAUUCCAGAAGAUGCGUUCGAAAGUGCCAAAAAUUUGUGCGAGUUUGUUGUAAUAAAAAGUAAGCAAUUUAAAGAAUUUUGCAAGCAGUCCAUUUUUUUUAAAGAGAUUCAGCUUCUAAAACAGAAGGAUCCGAAACUGUAUGCACAGAUAACAGGUGAGUCGUAUGAGAACGAAGCUACCUCUAGCUUCCAAGUCCUAAAAGAUGAGGGAGAUAGGAAAAUCGUGGAUAACGUGUUCGAUGUGAAUCAGAGUGCGCAGCUGGGUGGGGGCAAUGCCGACGUGGCGGAAGCGGACGACAUGGAAGGGGAAAUAACGGGAGAGGCGGAGGAGGGAAGUCAGGGGACCUCGGAGAGCAUCACGGACUUGACAGAGGAGGGUAGUUGA